Messenger RNA from Phanerochaete carnosa HHB-10118-sp, 723 nucleotides. RefSeq lists its product as uncharacterized. Bases 45 to 389 code for a protein of 114 amino acids. The record is from RefSeq and is a predicted model, not a curated record. The transcript has a single exon. Lineage: Eukaryota; Fungi; Basidiomycota; Agaricomycetes; Polyporales; Phanerochaetaceae.
GGGUCGGGCUACAAUAUUCGCUGUAACUUACAACCGGCAAGAAAAUGAGACACGAGCGUGAUAUCUAUGAAGAAGGCAUCAGCUACCGCAUCUUCCGUACGUACGCUAGCUCAAAUGUCAGCUUUCGUGGCGGCGGUGCCUUCGAUCCAUUCCUCAAGAUCGCGGGCAGUCUCUUCUCCGUGAAAGAGAAUAAGCCAAUGGUCCGCGUUGUAUUCUUUCAUCGUCACGCUGUGCCCGCUGAACGCCUCCUGCCCAAGGGACGCACAGCCGGUCUUGGGAGUGCAGACACAACCGCUCCUCGCCGCGGCGAAGCGCUGGCCGGCGGGAACUUGUGCUCGGAAGGUAUCUAUGCAACAAGGCCCUUGCAUCAGCCACGUCAAAUGGGAUAGAUACAAGAGGAUACAGAAUGCACGCUGGUCGUCCUUGGUGGAAACCUGGCUCGUCGCGAUCUGAAAUCAGCACAUCGGUGCCGCGUCUGAAUGUCUCCGCAGCGUGCGUCGCAUCUUCCUCGAGCAGGUGAGCUGGCCGGAGCAAGACAAAUUUGUCGAGCAGGCUCUGCUUGAGCGUGACCGUUGAGGCCAGGUGCUCUUCCCGGACCUCAAAGUCGUGCAAACACACGACACUGACAAUGAGCCGAUUUGCGAAACGCGUCGACGGCUGCAGGACGAAGCGGGCACGCAUCCUCCGCCGUACGUGUACCUGGAUGACCUCGUUUGCGUCCGG